This is a messenger RNA of Cannabis sativa, 2943 nucleotides long. RefSeq names its product vacuolar-sorting protein BRO1. Gene Ontology annotation, biological process: protein transport to vacuole involved in ubiquitin-dependent protein catabolic process via the multivesicular body sorting pathway. The record is from RefSeq and is a predicted model, not a curated record. Gene Ontology annotation, molecular function: protein binding. NCBI's taxonomy places the organism in Eukaryota, Viridiplantae, Streptophyta, Magnoliopsida, Rosales, Cannabaceae. The transcript is spliced from 8 exons. Gene Ontology annotation, cellular component: endosome. Bases 156 to 2789 code for a protein of 877 amino acids.
AAAAGAGACACAGUCAAUAAUAUAAAUAUAAAAAAUUAAUUAAAUAAAUAAAAUAUAAAUUAUUAUUUUUUUUAUUUAUUUUCAUCAAAUUGUCAGUCCCAAUUUUGUAUUGAUUUUCUCUGUAAUCGAAAAAAGCUUCAGUUUUGAUCUCAGCCAUGGCAGCUCCGUCGUCUUCGUCGGCGGCCACCACCAAUAUCAUGCUCGCUCUCUACGAGAAGAAAACUACUCAAAUCGACCUUUACCGUCCUCUUCGCAACUAUAUCGCUUUCAAUUACUCCGAUCGCGAAGCUCAAAACCUCGAAGACGAUCUCCAAACCCUCAAGGAGUAUCGUUCCGAUAUCGAACGCCAAUCCGAUCCUUCUCACACCGCCCGUCGUGAUCUUCUUCAGAAUUAUUACAAAGCCCUAUGUCUCGUCGAGACUCGAUUCCCAAUCUCUCCCGAUAAGGAUCACGUGAACUCCGUCACUUUCGUUUGGCAUGAUGCUUUUAAGAACAAACAGAAGGCUUCUCAGCAGAAUAUUCAUCUGGAGAAGGCUGCUGUGUUGUUUAAUUUGGGUGCUGUUUAUAGUCAGAUUGGAUUGUCUUAUGAUCGGUCUACUGUUGAUGGUCGGAGACAAGCUUCUCAUGCUUUUAUUGCUGCGGCUGGUGCUUUUCUUUUCUUGAAAGAUAAUGAGGCUGCUAAGGCUUCGAUUGGUGGCUCUACGACUGUGGAUUUGUCGGUGGAGUGUGCUGGGAUGUUGGAGAGGUUGAUGUUGGCUCAGGCUCAGGAGUGUGUUUUUGAGAACUCCAUUGCUAAGGGGAGUACUCCUGGAGUAUGUGCAAAGAUCUCUAGGCAGGUUGGGUUGUAUUAUGAGGAGGCUUUUGCGGCACUGACUGCUCCACCUCUGAACCAGCAUUUUGAUAAGGGCUGGAUAUCUCACGUGCAGCUAAAGGCUUCUUUGUUUUUUGCUGAAGCUUGCUAUAGGUGUAGUUUGGAAUUGCAUGAGAAAGAAGAGAUUGCAGAGGAAAUCGCUCGAUUAAAGAGUGGGAUUGCUGCACUAUCCGAGGCCAAGAAAUCUUCAAAAGGAGCUCCUCCACAGCUUGUGGAAGCAGUUAUCAAGUUAGAGGCCAGUCUCAAUCGCAACCUGGAGAGGGCCAUGAAGGAGAAUGACAGAGUUUACCUCAUGAGGGUCCCUUCCCCUAGUUCCUUACCUCCUCUCCCGGCAUUUUCCAUGGUGAAACCAAUGGCAAUGAGUGAAGUGUUGGAUGCUAGUAAGGAAAAAAUGUUUGCUAGUUUAGUCCCGGACAAUAGUGCAAAAGCUCUUUCUAGGUACACUGAAAUGGUGGAUGACAUUAUAAGAACACAAGCAGAGAAGUUGCAGCAAGCUAGUGAGCUAACUCGGGUAAGGCUCAAGGAAAUGGAUCUACCGGAAUCCAUUCUUGCUUUGGAAGGAAAUUUCACUCUUCCUACAGAUCUAAAAGAAGAUGUGGAGGCAGUGCAGAUAUGUGGGGGUCCAGCUGGUUUGGAAGGUGAAUUACAGCAGCUUAAAGAUUUGAGCCGGGUGAAUCAGGACAUGCUGGUUCAAGUUGAAGAACUCUUGCAGAAAGAGGCAAGAGAAGAUGGUCAAUUUAGAAGCCAAUUUGGAACACGGUGGACUAGGCCUCAAUCCAGCACUCUUACAAAGAAUUUGCAGGAUAGGUUAAAUAGGUUUGCAGCCAAUCUGAAACAAGCUUCAGAUAGCGAUGGUCGGAUUGAGCGCUCAGUGAGGGAACAUGCAGCUCUGAUGUCUAUUCUCGAUCGCCGUCCGAUUGAAUCUGCACUCCCAACUCUAGCGAGGCCAAUAAUGUCUUUGGAUGCUAAUGAAGAUGCUAUACUGGGGGCACUAAAGCAGAGCUUGAGGCAGUUAGAAACACUUGGUGCUGAACGGGCUGUUCUAGAAGACAUGCUCAAAGAUAUGAAGAGGAAGGAUGAUAUAUUACCAAAGUUGAUGACAUCAACUGGCUCCUUUGAGGACCUUUUCAGGAAGGAGAUAGCGAAGUACGAUCAUAUAUGUGAAGAUAUUGCCCAUAAUAUCGAUGCACAAGAACAAUUAUUGAUGCAAAUCCAGGCCCAAAAUGAGGACUUUGCCGCCAUCUUUAAUCUCGAAGAUUACAAAGCAUCUCGUGAGAAAUGUUACCAGCAAAUUCAAGCUGCUAUAGCAAAGUUUCGAGAAAUUAAGGACAACAUCAACGAGGGUUUAAAGUUUUACGUCACUCUUCAGGACGCAAUCACCAACGUGAAACAGCAAUGCAGUGACUUCGUAAUGACUAGAAAUAUCCAGUGUCGGGAAAUGAUCGAAGAUGUCCAGAGGCACAUGGCAGGCCUCAACUUCCAGGACUCUAAACCCGCAGGUCCAUACAACAACACCUACCCUUCAGCAAGCCACCAAACUCAGAGAUCAAAUUCACCACAAAUCGACCCACGUCCACAAGCACCGCCUUAUUACCAGCCUCCUCCCGAGCAGCAGCCAGCCAUGACUGGAUACGCUCACCCGAACCCUCCCUAUAGCUCCCCACAACAACCGCCUCCUCCUUACCAUGUCCCACCUUCCUCAGGAACUCCAUACCCGCCUCCACAGAUCCAACAACAGCCUCCAGCUAGCCACGAGUACGGCCAACCCGCAUACCCUGGGUGGCGGGGUCCAUACUACAAUGCUCACACUCACCCACAACAGUCGGGUUCUAUGCCUCGGCCUCCUUACUCGGUUCAAGCUCCAUACCACCCUCCUCCAACUCACCAAGGCGGUGGCGGCUACUAUAAGCCACAAUGAUAAAAUCGACAACAUUAUUUGUUUGUUUGUUUUGUAAUUGUAUCUGAUUUGAUUUGUCAGAAUCUCAAAUUUUAUGUUUCUAAUUCUAUGUUUUGAGAUUGUACAGCCAAUUCAUAUUUUAGAUUAUCAUCCUCUGUGGUUGUCUUGUGUUGCA